CCCUUGGCUGGGCUCUGAGGUAGGAGACAAAGAAAGCAAGCCUGAAGUUUGCGAGGUGGGGACAAAGAGGUGUUCUGCAGUGCCCUACAUGGCCCUAGGCGACUCGCGUCCAGGAGGCUCGGAGCCUCUCUUUGCAAGCCAGGGGAAAGGAUUGAACAUUCCCCGUGGCACAGGCCCUAGGGCCCCCCGUGGAGGCUGGUGACUGGGACACCGGAGGUGGCGAUGGGGUGGGCGGCAAGCUGGGAGUCUCUUCCAGCUGGAGAGUGGGAGUGACAGAAGCCGCUGACAGGGAGGGGGCAGGCGAGACACUCCAUGCCCGUCUGGUGGGCGAGGGUUGCCGCGGUUUCCCCGGCUGCUGUGGUUUUCCUGGCUGUCUGACAAUGGCAGAGCUGACUGAAAAGAAGGUUUUCCGGGUCCCCGUCCAAUUGCCUUGAAUUUCUUGUCCCCAGCCCUAGCAGGUUGAAGCAGUGCCCCACCUCAGUGUUUCAACAGCCUGUAUUCAAGCAUGCUUGUUGUAACACACCAGCCCUUACACCUAGUGGGCAAACGUCCUUUAAGGCAUGCUAUUAACCUCCGACCUCCCCCAUUCUCUUUCUUAACCCAGGGCUUGGGCUAUAGCAAAAAAUAAUUUUAAAAAUCACUUCGAAUGAGAGAAGAUUUGCCAAGAUUUAAGAGAAGGGAGAAAUUUCAAGUAAAACAUGAGUUUACAUGACUGAAGUGUGUGUGUCUUUUGUGUGAUUCUUCAAACUUCACCUGCCAAACGGAAGGAGCAUGUUGGGCCUCCGUCAUGCUAACCAACGGGAAAGAGCAGGUGAUCAAAUCGUGUGUGUCCCUCCCGGAACUAAAUGCUCAGGUCUUCUGUCACAGUUCCAACAACGUGACCAAAACCGAAUGUUGCUUCACAGACUUCUGCAACAAUAUCACACUGCACCUUCCCACAGCAUCGCCAAAUGCCCCUCGACUUGGUCCCACAGAGCUGACGGUUGUUAUCACCGUGCCGGUUUGCCUCCUGUCCAUAGCCGCCAUGCUAACAAUAUGGGCGUGCCAGGACCGCCAGUGCACAUACAGGAAGACUAAGAGACACAACGUGGAGGAAGCGCUGGCUGAGUACAGCCUUGUGAAUGCAGGAAAAACACUCAAGGAUCUGAUCUACGAUGCUACUGCCUCUGGCUCAGGCUCUGGUCUGCCUCUCUUGGUUCAAAGAACAAUCGCAAGGACAAUUGUACUUCAAGAAAUCGUAGGAAAAGGUCGGUUUGGGGAAGUGUGGCACGGAAGAUGGUGUGGAGAAGAUGUGGCUGUGAAAAUAUUCUCCUCCAGGGAUGAGAGAUCUUGGUUCCGUGAGGCGGAAAUUUAUCAGACGGUGAUGCUGAGACACGAGAACAUCCUCGGUUUCAUCGCAGCUGACAACAAAGAUAAUGGAACUUGGACACAACUCUGGCUUGUGUCAGAGUAUCACGAGCAGGGCUCCUUGUAUGACUAUUUGAACAGAAACAUAGUGACUGUGGCUGGAAUGGUCAAGCUGGCGCUUUCCAUAGCGAGUGGUCUGGCUCACCUGCACAUGGAGAUCGUGGGUACUCAAGGUAAGCCUGCUAUUGCUCACCGAGAUAUAAAGUCAAAGAAUAUCCUAGUCAAAAAAUGUGACACUUGUGCCAUAGCUGACUUAGGGCUGGCUGUGAAGCACGAUUCUAUCAUGAACACUAUAGACAUACCCCAGAAUCCUAAAGUGGGAACCAAGAGGUACAUGGCUCCCGAAAUGCUUGAUGAUACAAUGAACCUGAGCAUCUUUGAGUCCUUCAAGCGAGCUGACAUCUAUUCGGUGGGGCUGGUUUACUGGGAAAUAGCUCGAAGGUGUUCAGUUGGAGGAGUUGUUGAGGAGUACCAGUUGCCUUACUAUGACAUGGUGCCUUCAGAUCCUUCGAUAGAAGAAAUGAGGAAGGUUGUCUGUGAUCAGAAACUCCGACCAAAUCUCCCAAACCAGUGGCAAAGCUGUGAAGCGCUGCGGGUCAUGGGAAGAAUAAUGCGUGAGUGCUGGUACGCCAACGGGGCAGCACGCCUGACAGCCCUGCGCGUGAAGAAGACCAUCUCCCAGCUGUGUGUCAAGGAAGACUGUAAAGCUUAGCUCUGCGUACAGGCAAAGGAAGAGUGCUCACAGCUUUCCUUCCCGUCUCCCGCUUUGUGUAAAUGUUUUUGCUUCUUUUCUGCUGUGUUUUAUUUUAGUUCUACCUCAAGGAUGACUCACUACAGUGUUGAAGUGUCCCAAAGGCAGCAUGUAAAGAUAACGCUAAAGUUAAGCAUGGGCAGGUCUUGACUUUCCCAGUUUCCAUGUUGUCCUUAGUUUUAUGUUUAAAGGGGACACGACUCGUUUUUUCUUUUUAUUUAAGGAGGAAGAUGUUAUGAGUAUAAGAUAAGCUACAUACAAUGGUAAAAAAAAUAUUAAAUUUUUGUUGUACUUGAACCAAGAGCAUCCACAAAUGAGAUGAAGACAUAUUUAAAAUGUGAACUACUGUAUAUUAUGGUGAAAUGGAACUGUAAAAAUUAACUGGGUCCUUAAAAAGUAAAUUUUGCUCAGAAUUUUAACAUCUAAAGAGUGGAAAGGUGGAGUAACAAAGUGACACCACGUUCUCAGGACUUGCUUUCUCUGCCUAUUUGCCACUCUGCAUCACUACGACAGCUGUCCCUAAGUAGUUCGAAAACCACCUGAGCCAUUACUCCUCCUGAUACAUAACAGAGGUCCAUAUGUCUCAAACACUGUGAAAUGGCCCAGAGUCACAGAGCUCUUGCCAGAGCUGGUUACGAACCCUGUGACAACUAGCACUGUGAAGUUUGCUGGCCAUUAUACUCCCUUGAAUUCCCAUAGAGCGUUUCUUCCCAAGUGGGAAGAUCAAUCAUCAGUUAUAAUAUUUUAAAUUUAGUCACAUAGUGAAUGCAUUGAGUAUUUUGUAAGACCAUAAUAGAUUUUCUAGAAUUUCAGAACCAAUCUAUUAGAAUUUCAUCAAAGAAAUGUCAUCAUUAUCCCAUUCGAUAAUGAAAAAAAAUGUUUUCUGAACAUUGCCAAAUAUUGACCAAUUAUAAACAUCCAUUUUCUAAAGAUGUAUGUCAUAAGAUGUCAUUGCUUUUGAGGUUCAUGGUUGGAAAGAAAAUGACAGAAAGAUAAACACGGAAAGAAUUUGAGGAGAGUUCAGAGAACUCUCCCGAAGGAGUGUAACCCCUUACUGGUAACAGAAGAUCACAUCAGUGAUUACAAGGCAUUCCUGGCCUUUUAACAGGGACCAUGCAUGGAAGGGUUUGGAGGAUCUACCUCUAUUCUCCAUUUUUGAAGUUCAGAAUAUUUAACAGGACACCAGAUAUUUCUUUCAAAUGUCCUAUAGGCUUUAGUGAAGAUGGUUUAACUCAACGUCUUUCAGUGUUCUGAAACAGUUUCCCGAACCCCAUUCCUUAGAACUUUCAUCUACCUAGAAGUUGUUAGAAUGGAUGUGCACUCUAACAAGGUCUUGAAAAGUGAUAUGUUAACAUAUUCUAUUCUUUGAUAGUUCUAGCAGCAAAGACACAUUCCAUGGAUAUUUUUAAGGGUAAAUAUUUGAUUGUAGCCUUUCUAUUAUGAGUAAGGUGAAGUUUUACUAUCUAGCAUCUUCUAAAGCCCAACAUGGUAAAUGAUGUUGUGAAGAAUACGUUAUGUAUCCCAUAAGAGGGUAACUUGAUGUCUACAUAUCACUAUGGAGAUAUGCUACUCGAUCCAUCUCAUUUGACUAAGUGGAGAUAAGAGAAACAAAAGCUGACAGCUGUGGAGUUUGCAUGUACUUCCAUUCUCAGUCAUGUCCUCAUCCAUUUAUAAGCACAGGGCACCCCAUAACUUACUUGCCACAAUAUUGGGUACAAGAGGGAAUAACAAGAUAGAUAGGUCCUGCCCUCGGGGAUUUUAAAGUCUAAUUUGGGAGUGGGGAAAGACAUGUGAGUAUGAGGGAAGCGAGUAAAUUGACAGAUAAAAUAUGCAGUGGGAUGCCUUUGAGUUCUAUGUGACAAUGGCUUCUAGAAUAGGUCUUAAAAUCACUUCCAAUUUGCAACACAUUUAGAAGGGAUCUUUAUUUAGAUAUUACAGCCUAAUUAUAUCAUCAGCAUCAAAAGGUGCGCCUACGUGAAUGGAUGUUAAGAAGAACCGUGCGAAGGGAGAGCUGGCUUAUGUCUAUUAUCUUAUUUCACAGUUUCUACAUGACGGCAAUGGAAUUAUUUACUUCAAUGAUUGUAUCCAGAUAUCCAAUGAAAAAAACCUACUCUAUCCUGUUCCAUUCACCACUGUUAGGGAAGUAUAUUUUCUAGAUUUUAAAAGAGGGUGUUGUAACAUCUUUAUUUUGGUCAUUAUGUUUUAUAAUUUAUUUCAGGGUAUAUACAAACAUAACUUAUAUUUUCUUGGUUUAGAUUUCACAGUGGAGAAAUCUGCACAUUGGUACAUUUUGAGACUUUUGCUCAUUAUUCUGUUGCUGAACUGUAAUCCCUAAGUGAAUAAUCUUAAAGAGCAGAGCCACAGAAGUAGUCAGGGAACAAUAGAAGUUGUAGUUUUUGCUUAACUCUCAACAUAGUUCUACAUAGAUACUGCUCACUUAUAAAAAAUAGAGUAAUUUUUAGAGCAUAAGGCAUAUUUACUGUAUAUAUCUAUGCAGUUCAAUUUUGUAUUAUGUGUUUUUGAUGGAAUCUUAUGUAACACUUGGUCCUUGUAAAUUUUGUUACGAGCAAAAAUAUCUUCUUAGGUUAGGUGCAAAGUGACACCAUUGCUUUGCUCCUUAUGGAUAUUUUGGCUCUGGGUAUAACAUAGAGCUUAGGAAUGCUAUUAUGAAUUUUUAGUACUGUAUGCAAAAAAUGGUGGGGUUUAUAUACAGCAUCACUUCUUGAAAUACAGAACGCAUUAUUUGUUGUCUACAUUUGAGCAUGAAUUUGUUGCCUUAUAAGUCCUGCGUUUUGAGUUUGUAAUCAGUACUGACUCUGUUGUAUGCAUCCUUCCACGUCUAAAAUAUUUGGCAUGUCACAUCUAGAAUUCUUAAUUUAUGUUCUGCCAUGAGAGUUAAGUGAAACAUGACUGUCAUGCUCUAUUUUAAGCGCAGCACUUGCUUUUCAUCUUUAUACUUUUCAAUUAACUUUGCAUUUUAAAUUUCCAUAAUUGUAUGAAAAUAGUAACCUGAUCGCAAUGUCUGAAGAGUUUCAAAUCGGCGUUUAUUUUAAAAUGAAAAAAAAAAAACUACAACACAUUCAUUAGAUCAGAAGUUCCACAAUCACUUAUUGUUUUGAGUGCUUCGUCUAUUGCAGAAUGAUUAAAUAAAAGAAAUGUCUACUGUCCUGGAAUUUUGCCACCAUGGGACUUACUGAGACAGAGCAAACUCAGGGCAAUCUUGGAGUGGAAGCAAAAGUCCCAGGGAAGACCGCAGUGCACUGCCUGAAGGCAGGGAGCAGGCAUCUGCCAUCAUACAAGGAGCAAGAGAACAACUUGAAAUUACUUGGCAGGCAAUGAUUUUUGACUGAUUCUUGAAAGGAAAUAUGAACAUUUACAUGGCUAAAUUAAUUCAUUUAAAAUGUGGAAAUUUUGAUUUCUAUCAAGCAGUUAGGGAACAAUAACAAAUGCAUCCAAGUUGGUUGCUGAAUUCUUCAGUAUUCGUUUCCUUUAUGUAACUUGAAAAACUAAUAUUAUCAAUCACUCAGAAAUGUUUAUGCUUAGUGUCCUAAAAUGGUGUCACUGUAGUUUUUGAAGCUCCCCUCUCUCUUUUUUCACUUGUGGAAUGUAUUAUCUCCAUGAAUAACAAUACUGUGUUUUAAUUCCAGAUCCUGAUAUUCACUUAGAUUUUAUUCACUGUCUUAGUGAAGACAGUCAUCAUUUUAAGGGCUUUUAAUUUUUUUUUUUUUUGCAGGAUUCUUUAAAACUAAACCAAAAAAGAUAGAGAAACAGAUAGAUGGACAGAAAGAAAGAAAGAGAGAAAGAAAGGAAGAAAGGAAGAAGGAAGAAAGAGGCAAAGGAAGAAAAUCUAGAAGGCAAAACAUUCAUUAAGUCUAGUAUUAGUCAGAAUUUCUAUAGUGUUCAUGUUCUUCUGAGGAUACUGAUGCAAACUCCCUGGUGCCUGGCUUUCUCUUUACCCUCCACCUUAGCUUCGUUUCAUUAUCUUUCUUCUACUAUUAAACUUGAUGUUCUUUCAUCACCUUCCAAAAUUAUAGUUACUUCCUAAUUAUUUUUAAACAUAGCUAUUAUUUAACUUAAUCAUUAUAGAAUUGCACAUUUAUAAUGGAGAAGAAAUCCCUUAGUGUUCUAAAUUCUUUUAUAUGUGCCACAGCACAAAAUGAAAAUGAGAAUGUAAAAGUUAAAGGGACUCUGAGCCUCAGAUCUUGGUUCUAAUAUUUUGUAGACGAAGAAACUGAAGACCGGUCAUUAGAUGGCAGCUAAUGGUUGUAGAAACACAGUGGUGACACCUACUUCUGCAGCCUCGCCCACGUUUACAAAUUGAAAAGUCAAUCAGCAUGGAUUUAACACUGCUUCAUGCACAUAUUAACAUCACAUGCCAUUCAGUGCUGGUGGUCAGACCCUACUUGUUGAUGCAUUUCUAUUAAAAUAGAUGGCUUAGGCCAAGGUCACUAGGGAAAAAAUGAAAAUAGACAAAGCAAAAACCUAAAAGUUGUUAUCGAGAUAGGCAGAAAAGCCAUGAAGCACUGAUGAGUUUGGAAAUGUAAUUGAAGAAAUUUAGUGUGUGGAGGGUUUUAGUGCUGGCUGGAGGUGUAGAGCAGAGGCCGAGAGGACUUGCCUCGAAAGUGAAAAGAUUUGGGUUCAAUUUUCAGCACUGGUAAGAGAAGGAAGAUAGGAAGGAGGUAAGAAGGGAAGGAAGGAAGUGAGGAAGGAAGAAAGGAGGAAAGGAAGGAUAAAAGAAAGCAUUCUUAGUAUGAAUAAUGAUUAUCGAAGCCUCUGGACCUUCCUUGCUCCCUUCCUGAAUGCAUUGUUCCUUUCCCUUGUGUGUUGGAAUGGUGAAAGGUGAUUUGGUACACGAACUGGAGACUAUGUUUAGUGUCAUUUAUAGUCUCUCUCUUGUUUGUUUUGUCUUUGACAUCAUUGUCUCCCCUGGUGGCAGAUUUCCUGAGCCCUGCCCCCACCACUCUACUCAGCUCUGUCCUUUCAUGUAUUUGAGCCCUGUCCAGACUGUUACACACGGAACGUCUUAACAAGGUUUUAAUUUCCCCACUGUGUAUAAGAGGCCUCGGCUCACCAGUUCAUUAGUGAUCGUUCUCCUGACACUGGGAAGAGGGCUCUGUUAAUGGCAGACAUGACUUUCUUUCUCUUCCAUUUUAGUCAGACUGUCUGGUUAUCUUGUAGCUUUUGGCUAGUGCAUAAAGAAUGUCCGCUUCUGCUUUCAUGCUGAACUCAGCUUCAACAGCGACUUGAACAAAGACUGUGAAAUACAUAUCCCAUAAUGUGAUUGCUCAUGUUACGCCUGUGAUAAUUGAGCCAUUGGUUUGUUUUAUUCCUGCCAUCCUUUGAAAUAUUUUUAUUUAUUUAUUUUUAUGUGUUAUGGGAGUUUUGAUUGAAUGUGGGUCUGUGUACCAUAUGCAUAUCCGGUGCUUGGGUAGGCCAAAAGAGUCUGAUCCCCUGAAACUAGAAUUACAGGUAGUUGUAAGCUGCCAUGUGGGUGCUGGAAACCAGAACUUGGUCCUCUGGAAGAGCAUCAGCCAGUGCUUCUAACUGCUAAGCCAUCUCUCUUCUGCUUCUGCCAUGUUUUUAGACUAAGCCAUGUGCCAUGCUGCUUAGAAUGCAGAUUAUGCUGAAAUUAGGUAACGAUCUCCACUUUAAAAUUUGAUAUUGAUAGCUGCCAGGAUUCUCCUGCAGUUAGUCAUAGAUGAACACAACAUUUGGGAGAAUAUGAGCUCCAGCUCAUCCUCAUUUUAAUAAUGCCAGAAAUGUAUUUUUCUCCUUGUUGGUUUAUGUUACACUACAAGAAAAUUUCCUCCUGGACCCAACACUUUCAUUGGAAUAUGCAAUUCUUCCCCGGGUUUUAGGAAUCUGACUGUUCACACAGCCUGAGUGUGGUAGGAAAUUCACCUUUCUUUCCAGCAUCCCACAUAUAAAUUCUCCACAGGGAACUCAACAGAUUGGGGCAGCUGAGGACUGGGGUGAGCGCUGGAACUAGCUCUUCCCUAUAGAGACAGUUCUAGACCUUACAGAGAAAGACAUUGUGUGUUUCUAUAUCAACAUAAAAUGCCCAGGCUUAUCCAUCAUUAUGAAAUAGAUGCUAAAUUUAGAAAUGGUUCUUGACAUAUGCAAACUGAACACAGAAUUUGGAAGAAUAGAAUACUCUGACUUUUCUUCUCUGUAUUCCCAAGAGUAACAAGAGUAACAAGGUGGACUCUUUAUCCUGGUGAUGGGUGUAUCUUUUCCCCAACCUAAGUCAUUGGCUGCAAGGCACAGUAACCUCAAUUUCUAUACAUCCACCAAGUUUUCAUUCUGUGGAUGAACCUACUCAUUUGCUUCACCUGUAAAGGGAGGCUUGAGUGUCAGGCUCUAAGAAAGUUAACCAUACUAAGAGAUUUAUCAAUAUGUUUGGUUUUUCAUUGGCAGAACAGUAGUAUCUAGGCAAUUUUAAAGAUGUAGCAGUUUCCUGUUCUCUUUACCAAGUGAGAGAAUCUGAGUAAAAUAUUAGACUCCAGUUCAUUUCUAGAAUGGCUUAUAUCAAGCUCUUGUACUCUCCUGACCCUGAACUGGAUAGGAUUGUUUACACUUGAUUGUUGUUUCAGGUUUUAAAAGGGUCUCAAAAGAAAAAAUUGGAUUCAGGUCUAUAAAAAAAAAAAAGGAUUUUGUAUUAAUUUUCAAAGCACUAAUACUAAUUAUACUUUUCUUGGGGUAGUGAUUCUCUUCUUAUACCUAAGAACAUAUUACACAUGUCAAAACCAUUGCAUUUUGACAUUGCGAAACACACCUUGAACUCUUGAACUACUGUGAGCAGAAUCACUGUUGUAAAGAUUUUUUUUUUUUUUUUUUUUUUUGGUAAGCUUGCUGGUAUUCUUAAGUAUGUAAAAAGAUGUCGGCUUCCACAGGCUCAAAUGAAUGUACAUAAGGACUGUGAAAAAAAAAUAAAUUGGGUUUUAAAAUAAGAACUGGGCGAUAAAUUGUAUCUAAACUGCGCAGAUGGGCAUCGUCGUGCGGCUGUGUUUUCAUUGUUGAAGGUUGAACAGAGUUCUACAGAGUCGUGGAUGACAUUCAGAUGUUUCAUGACUUUUGGAUCUGCGAACAUAUGCAUUUUAUAGUCAUGUAUACUUAUAUUGUUAAGAAAUAAUCAUAUUUUAGAAUUUAGUAAGAACUCAGUGAUAGCCUUCAUACCAAAAUGUUUAACUUUGCCAACAGCUAGUCAUAAAAAAGUAUUUAUUUUAAAGCUUUUUAAUACAAUUGCAUAACUUCUUGCCGCCUCCAGGUGUACAUUCUUCUCUGCCUAAAUGUUAUAUUUUUAUGUAUGCAUUUUCAGAAAGCAUAUUGUUUUGGAAAGUGGCAAAGACAAUGAAUUAAGCACUCGUUGCACUUGUUUCUGUAAAGCAUAAAGAGCUCUAUUUUAAAUAAAAGAAAACGUGUCAUA
Messenger RNA from Mus musculus (house mouse), 9584 nucleotides. RefSeq names its product activin A receptor, type IC (gene Acvr1c). Gene Ontology annotation, cellular component: membrane; plasma membrane; activin receptor complex. The record is from RefSeq and is a predicted model, not a curated record. Lineage: Eukaryota; Metazoa; Chordata; Mammalia; Rodentia; Muridae. The transcript is spliced from 9 exons. The coding region runs from base 788 to 2119 and encodes 443 amino acids. Gene Ontology annotation, biological process: cell surface receptor protein serine/threonine kinase signaling pathway; cell differentiation; apoptotic signaling pathway. Gene Ontology annotation, molecular function: transmembrane receptor protein serine/threonine kinase activity; protein serine kinase activity; activin receptor activity.